AUGGCUCCGUGUGAGGCCUUGUAUGGGCAGAAGUGCCAAUCUCUACUUUGUUGGUAUGAGACUGGUGAAGUAAGUGUUUUAGGUCCUGAUUUGGUAACAGAGACUACUGAGAAGAUUAAGAAGAUUCGGGAGAGGAUUCUAACGGCACAGAGUCGACAUAAAAGUUAUGCGGAUCAAAGAAGGAAACUGUUGGAGUUUGAAGUGGGAGAACAUGAAUUCCUGAAGGUUACACCGACAACUAGGAUUGGAAGAGAAAUCAAAACAAAGAAGUUCAAUCCGAGGUCGGAUGCAGCUCAUGUGUUAGAGCCCGAGUCGGUCGAGUUGAGGGAGAACUUGACGUUUCAAGUAACACCGGUGCGAAUUGAUGACACUAGUGUGAAGAAACUGCGAGGAAAUGAAGUUUCAUUGGUUAAAGUUGCUUGGAAAAGGUCUGGAGUAGAAGGGCAUACUUGGGAGUUGGAGUCUGAGAUGCGGAAGGAUUAUCCCAAGCUAUUCUGGGGUAAUCACUAA
Arachis ipaensis is the source of this 510-nucleotide messenger RNA. RefSeq lists its product as uncharacterized. The record is from RefSeq and is a predicted model, not a curated record. Lineage: Eukaryota; Viridiplantae; Streptophyta; Magnoliopsida; Fabales; Fabaceae.